Molecule: messenger RNA, 1239 nt
Organism: Myotis brandtii (Brandt's bat)
Lineage: Eukaryota; Metazoa; Chordata; Mammalia; Chiroptera; Vespertilionidae
Gene: TXNDC5
Product: thioredoxin domain containing 5 (endoplasmic reticulum)
Exons: 9
Coding region: 62-1036 (324 amino acids)
Biological process (GO): protein folding
Cellular component (GO): endoplasmic reticulum
Molecular function (GO): protein disulfide isomerase activity
Source: RefSeq, a predicted model, not a curated record
GUGUGGGCACUGCCAGCGGCUGCAGCCUACUUGGAAUGAACUGGGAGACAAGUACAACAGCAUGGAAGAUGCCAAAAUCUACGUGGCUAAAGUGGACUGCACGGCCAGCUCAGACGUGUGCUCCGAGCAGGGGGUGCGAGGAUACCCCACCUUGAAGCUGUUCAAGCCUGGCCAGGAAGCUGUGAAAUACCAAGGUCCCCGGGACUUCCAGGCGCUGGAAAACUGGAUGCUGCAGACACUGAACGAGGAGCCUGCCACACCAGAGCCAGAACCAGAACCUCCCAGGGCCCCUGAGCUCAAGCAGGGGCUGUACGAGCUCUCAGCGAGCAACUUUGAGCUGCAUGUCGCACAAGGCAACCACUUCAUCAAGUUCUUCGCUCCAUGGUGCGGUCACUGCAAAGCGCUGGCCCCGACCUGGGAGCAGCUGGCCCUGGGCCUCGAACAUUCCGAAACCGUCAAGAUUGGCAAGGUGGACUGCACGCAGCACCACGAGCUCUGCUCCGGGAACCAGGUCCGAGGCUAUCCCACGCUCCUCUGGUUCCAGGAUGGCAAAAAGGUGGACCAGUACAAGGGAAAGCGGGAUCUGGACUCGCUGAGAGAGUAUGUGGAACUGCAGCUCCAGAGUGCGGACCGUGGCACCCCAGAGGCCACCCCACCCGCGGAGGCCCCAGUGGGUGCUGCAGAGCCCGAGGCCGACAAGGGCGCUGUGUUGGCACUCACGGAAAAUAACUUUGAUGACACCAUUGCAGAAGGAAUAACCUUCAUCAAGUUUUAUGCUCCAUGGUGUGGCCACUGUAAGAAUCUGGCUCCUACCUGGGAAGAGCUCUCUAAAAGGGAAUUCCCUGGCUUGGCAGAGGUCAAGGUCGCUGAAGUGGACUGUACUGCUGAGCGCAACAUCUGCAGCAAGUACUCGGUACGAGGCUACCCCACAUUGUUGCUUUUCCGCGGAGGCAAGAGAGUCAGCGAGCACAAUGGAGGCAGGGACCUCGACUCGUUGCAAUCCUUUGUGCUGCGCCAGGCGAAAGACGAACUAUAAAAGUGCAGGUGAAGCCGCCUUCCUGCGGGCUCCUGGACUGAGUGGAGGAGCACGUCGUGCGGACCUCGGGGAGUUUCAGGUGGUGGUUCCUCAGAAAGCUGUCUGUACUGAACUUGUGGUAUCUUCUGUGUGUGUUAAGCCAACACACUCUACAGAAUUUUUAUUACGUUUCUCUAAGUAAAUAUGAUCCCUUUGCAAACUAA